Molecule: messenger RNA, 1740 nt
Organism: Scaptodrosophila lebanonensis
Lineage: Eukaryota; Metazoa; Arthropoda; Insecta; Diptera; Drosophilidae
Gene: Vps4
Product: vacuolar protein sorting-associated protein 4B
Exons: 6
Coding region: 145-1473 (442 amino acids)
Biological process (GO): vacuole organization; endosomal transport
Molecular function (GO): ATP hydrolysis activity; ATP binding
Source: RefSeq, a predicted model, not a curated record
AAAAACAAGUCCGUCAUACGCAUUGAAUUUGGCGAAACAGUAGAUUUUAUUUUGUUUAGUGAUCAUUAUUAAAUAACCCUCAGUAGUACGAUAGUUAUAUUAAGUGAAAUUUCAAUUGUUAAGCCAACGUAAACAACACGCAACAUGGCUGCCGGUACCACACUACAAAAGGCCAUCGAUUUGGUUACGAAAGCCACUGAGGAGGACCGCAACAAGAAUUACGAAGAGGCGUUACGUCUUUACGAGCAUGGCGUCGAAUAUUUUCUGCAUACCAUCAAGUAUGAGGCGCAGGGCGAGAAAGCGAAAGAUUCAAUUCGUGCCAAAUGCUUGCAGUAUUUGGAUCGUGCAGAAAAACUCAAGGAAUAUUUAAAGAAGGGUAAGAAGAAACCAGUCAAGGAGGGUGGUGAGUCCAGCUCCAAGGAUGACAAGGACAAAAAGAGCGACAGUGAUGAUGAGGACGGUGAUGAUCCGGAGAAAAAGAAACUGCAGAGCAAGCUUGAAGAUGCCAUUGUUAUUGAGAAGCCCCAAGUUCAGUGGUCCGAUGUAGCUGGUCUGGAUGCGGCCAAAGAGGCAUUGAAAGAAGCCGUCAUACUGCCUAUUAAAUUUCCCCAGCUCUUUACGGGCAAGCGCAUACCGUGGAAAGGCAUUCUGUUGUUCGGACCACCCGGUACAGGCAAAUCGUAUUUGGCCAAGGCCGUGGCAACCGAAGCAAACAGGUCGACAUUCUUUUCAGUAUCCAGCUCUGAUCUGAUGUCCAAAUGGUUAGGUGAAUCUGAAAAGCUGGUCAAGAAUCUUUUUGAGCUGGCACGCCAGCAUAAGCCGUCAAUUAUAUUCAUUGAUGAAAUCGAUUCGAUGUGUUCUGCGCGUUCUGACAAUGAGAACGAUAGUGUCCGUCGCAUAAAGACCGAAUUUUUGGUGCAGAUGCAGGGCGUGGGUCAUGACACCGACGGCAUUCUUGUGCUAGGCGCCACCAACAUACCCUGGGUUCUCGACUCAGCCAUUCGCAGACGUUUCGAGAAGCGCAUCUACAUUCCGUUGCCGGAAGCGCAUGCGCGCCUGGUCAUGUUUAAGAUUCACUUGGGCAACACAGUGCACGUGUUAACUGAGGCGGAUCUCAAGGUGCUGGCGGAAAAGACGGAAGGAUACUCAGGCGCAGAUAUUUCGAUUGUGGUGCGCGAUGCGCUUAUGGAGCCCGUUCGUAAAGUGCAGACGGCUACGCACUUCAAGAAAGUCUCUGGGCCUUGUCCAAAGGACAGAGAGGUAAUUGUAGAUGAUCUCCUGGUGCCUUGCUCGCCAGGCGAUGAAGGGGCUAUCGAAAUGUCCUGGGUAGAUGUACCAAGCGAUAAGCUGUUCGAACCGCCUGUAACAAUGCGCGACAUGCUGAAAUCCUUGUCACGUACGAAACCCACGGUCAAUGAGGAGGACCUGACAAAGCUGCGCAAAUUCACAGAGGACUUUGGCCAGGAGGGCUAAGGCUACGCCUCAAGGAUGGACACAAGCCAAGCAACCAACGAUGGCGGUGUCUGCAAUGCUAAUUCUAAUUGUUGCCUAUUUCAUAAAUCGAAACACGUUUUUUUCUCACUCUUCUUUUUUACAAAUUACUACAUGCCUAUAAAGAAAAACACGAUAUAUGUUUAAAUUCAAAACCAAAAAGCAACAAAAAUUACAAUUUGUCACAUGCGAACUGAAAUAGAGACUUGAUCGGGUCAUCGCUGCUGCUGAUGUUGUUGUAAACACAAA